ACCUCGUCUUUCACCUCGCUUCGCUAGAUCAUCGUCUCAACUCCGACAAUUGAAAUCAGAGCGGGUUCCUGACCUUGGGAAUGGCGGGCCCUGACGAUUCCGGUGGUAGCAAGUCGCCGGUCACUCCACGGGCACGGGUCUCCGACGGCAACGAGCUUGCCGUGGCAGAGAGACCCACGGCGCGGAUGGCGCGCGACAUCGGCGGUGCGGUAUGGCCGCAGCUGAACCGAACCAACUACACCGACUGGGCCGUCCUUAUGCAGGUCAUGAUGGAGGGCCGUUACCUCUGGGACGCCGUGCAGACGGGCACGACGGAGCGCAGCGAUGACCGGCUGGCGCUCGAAUCAAUCCUGCGCGGGGUGCCACCGGAGAUGGCGCCCACCCUCGCCGGCAAGGCCACGGCGAAGGAGGUGUGGGACACUGUCAAGACGAUGCUUCUAGGUGUGGCGCGUGGCCGCGAGGCUAAGCUCGCGACCGUCUCCAAGCAGUACAGCUACAUCCGCUUCGCCGACGGCGAGACCGUCGAUGAUUUCGCCAUGAGGAUCUCAAACAUGGUGGCCCAGAUGGCACAGCUCGGAGAAACUGUGCCCGAGAAGCGGGUUGUGCGCAAGUUUCUCUCCGUCGUCCCCAAGAGGUACUCUCAGAUCGCGCUCUCCAUUGAAACCCUCGUCGAUUUGGACACACUGUCGGUGGAAGAGCUCACCGGGCGGCUCAAGGCCGCUAAGGAGAGGUAUGAUCUCGAGCAGGCUGAGACCGGCGUCGGCCGGCUCCUGAUGACGGAGGAGGAGUGGGCUGCACGCCUCAAGGGGUGGGCGGCUCAAGCAGCAACGCGCCGCGAGGCGGCGGUCAGCGCGACAGAGGACGUGGACGCGGCCACGGCGGGCGCGGCAACGGAAAGGCCGACGACGACAAGUGCAGAUACUGCGGUAUCCCCGGCCACUGGGCUCGGGACUGUCGCAAGAAGAAGAGGGAGGAGGCUGUGAACCUCACUCAGGCAGAAGGCGCAGAUGAUGAAGAUCCAGCCCUCCUCAUCGCGCAGGUGUGCACCAUCACCAAUGACGGUGAGCGCGUUGACGAGUAAGUCGAGCUCGUCGAAGAGCAUGCCGAGGUUCACCUCGGGCGCACGGAGGAGGAGUACGACUCCAAGUGGUACUUGGACACCGGUGCCUCGAACCACAUGUCAGGCAACGCGGCGUGCUUCCACGAGCUCGACCGUCGCGUCGCUGGCACAGUCAAGUUCGGGGACAGAUCGGUCGUGGCGAUUCACGGACGCGGCUCCGUCCUCUUCACCGACAUCAACGGAGGCCACCGCGUCCUCACCGGCGUCUACUUCAUCCCUCGCCUGCGCAGCUCCAUCACU
Molecule: messenger RNA, 1360 nt
Organism: Triticum aestivum (bread wheat)
Lineage: Eukaryota; Viridiplantae; Streptophyta; Magnoliopsida; Poales; Poaceae
Exons: 1
Coding region: 81-983 (300 amino acids)
Source: RefSeq, a predicted model, not a curated record